AAAGAUCCCACCACAGGAACUACUGGGCAAUUGACCUGGACUCGUUUGCCACAAGGAUUCAAGAACUCGCCCACCCUCUUCGAUGAGGCUUUACAUCAGGACUUGGCUUUCUACCGAGCUUCAAACCCACAGGUUACGGGCUCUGGAAGUUGUGCAGAAAGAAGUGUGGGCCUCUAUCCGAGAAGCCUAUCGGCCAGAGGACAUUUCAGUACCUCACCCGUUCCAAGUGGGAGACUCUGUCUACGUAAGGCGACAUCGAACGGAAAAUCUUGAGCCUCGGUGGAAAGGACCCUUCAUCGUCCUUUUGACCACACCUACAGCUGUGAAAGUAGAUGGCAUCUCUUCCUGGAUACAUGCUUCACAUCUGAAGAAAGCGCCUCAACCAGACCCGGACUGGCGAGUAAUUCGAACUGAUAACCCUCUUAAAUUUCGCUUGUGUAAAAAUGAUUGUGUCACUAACAAUUCUAAUUCUAAUGACCCAGUUAGUGGGAGCUUUGACCUUUCCUUCAGUCAAGCCAUGAUGCCCCAACAUCAUCCUGUGGGGGAGAGGGCCCAGGUGGAUCCUGAGUACUGUUGCCAAGGAAGUCUUGCAGGGGCCCAGGCCAGACCUGGGGCUUUGACUCUGACUUCCAUGUCCUGGACUUCAGUGGUUGGAACUGCUGCUCUGGCUUUAAUUGGUGCCACGAUAGUGGAAACUGUUAACAAGGAGAGAGACAGACUUCAGCAUCACUUGGAGGAGCUGCGUGAUGACCUACUGGAUGCCCUUAAGAAAAAGAGAGUUACUGAGAAGAUGGGUCGUGCUCCUAGAAUAUACGUCAGCAGCAGUGAGUAA
Molecule: messenger RNA, 832 nt
Organism: Manis pentadactyla (Chinese pangolin)
Lineage: Eukaryota; Metazoa; Chordata; Mammalia; Pholidota; Manidae
Exons: 4
Coding region: 83-832 (249 amino acids)
Source: RefSeq, a predicted model, not a curated record